Messenger RNA from Vigna unguiculata (cowpea), 3543 nucleotides. Its product is annotated as TMV resistance protein N-like. The record is from RefSeq and is a predicted model, not a curated record. Gene Ontology annotation, biological process: defense response. Gene Ontology annotation, molecular function: ADP binding. Lineage: Eukaryota; Viridiplantae; Streptophyta; Magnoliopsida; Fabales; Fabaceae.
AAUUCCAUCACCACACGCAGGGCUCCCCCAACACUUGGGUGGAUCUAUAUUUCUUGAGUGUUUGCUUUCCACUUUCACAGCAAUUCCAAUAACAGUGCUGCUUUCAGUGAUGCCUUCUAACGCCAUCAUCCACCACACCUCUUCUUCAUCUCAUGCAAUUAGCAGAAAUGACGUAUUUGUGAGCUUCCGCGGUGAAGACACGCGCAACAACUUCAUUGGUUUUCUCUUUCAAGCUCUCCAUAGAAAAGGCAUUGGUGCCUUCAAAGAUGACGAAGAUCUCAAAAAAGGUGAAUCCAUAGCACCCAAGCUUCUGCAAUCCAUUCAAGACUCUCGAGUUUACCUUGUUGUCUUCUCAAAGAACUAUGCUUCCUCCACUUGGUGCUUACGUGAACUGGCAGAGAUACUUAACUGCGUUGAAACUUCAGUAAGACGUGUUAUACCUAUCUUUUAUGAUGUUGAUCCUUCGGUGGUGCGCAAACAGAGUGGAUGCUAUGACAAAGCAUUUGCAGAACACGAGAAGAGAUUCAGAGGAGAUAAAGUGAAGAUGGAGGAAGCCCAGAGAUGGAGAGAAGCUCUCACAGAAGUGGCCAAUCUCUCUGGUUGGGAUGUCCGAAAUAAGUCACAACAUAUCGUGAUUGAAAAAAUUGUUCAGGAGAUAUUAAGUAUAUUGAGUCCCAAUUUUUCAAGUAUUCCAAAUGAUCUAGUUGGGGUGGAAUCUCCUCUCGAAGAACUACAACAACUUUUACUUUGCGACCCAGUUGAUGAUGUACGCAUUGUAGGAAUUUGUGGAAUGGGUGGAAUAGGAAAGACUACACUUGCUACUGUUCUAUAUGGUAUAAUCUCUCAUCAAUAUAAUGCUCGUUGUUUUAUUGAUGAUGUAAACAAGAUUUAUAGAGAUUGUGGAACAAUUGGUGUAGUAAAGCAGCUCCUUCAUCAAACUCUAAAUGAAGAAAACCUUCAGAUACACAAUCUUUAUAAUGCAGCAAAUUUGAUGCGAAGAAGGUUUCGUUGUGUAAAGACUCUUAUAGUUCUUGACCAUGUUGAUGAAGUUAAAGAACGAGAGAAAUUAGUGGUGAAUCGGGAAUGGUUAGGAGAAGGAAGUAGAGUCAUCAUAAUUUCCAGAGACAAGCAUAUCUUAAAAGAGUUUGGAGUGACGACAGUGUACGAUGUUCAACUCUUGAAUGAUGCUAAUUCUCUGAAGUUGUUUUGUAAAAAGGCUUUCAACAGUGAUGAAAUUGUAGGAGGUUACAAAGUCUUGACACAUGCUGUGUUACAAUAUGCUAAGAGCCUACCACUAGCAAUUAAAGUACUAGGCUCAUUUUUGUUUGGUCGAAGGGUGUCAGAGUGGAGAAGUGCCUUGGUUAGGUUGAAAGAGAAUCCCAACAAAGAUAUUUUGGAUGUGCUUCAAAUCAGUUACGAUGGACUAGAUGACUUGGAAAAGCAAAUAUUUCUGGACAUUGCUUGUUUCUUCAGUGGGUAUGAGGAGUUGUAUGUGAAGAAAGUUCUUGAUUGUCGUGGAUUUCAUCCUGAAAUUGGAAUCAGAGUCCUCCUUGACAAGUCACUCGUAAACAAUUUCCAUGGAUUCAUUAAAAUGCAUGAUUUGUUGAAAGCUUUGGGCAGGAAAAUUGUUCAAGGCAAUUCACCCAAGGAGCCAGCAAAGUGGAGCAGGUUGUGGUUAUAUGAACAUUUGUUUAGUAUGUCCAAGGCAAAGGAAACAGCGAACACUGAAGCGAUUGUUUUGGACAUGUUAAGAGAGAUAGAAGUAUUGGCGACUGAUGCUGAAGAGUUGUCCAAAAUGAGUAACCUUCGGUUGCUUAUACUCCAUGAUGUGAAGUUUAUGGGAAACCUAAGUUUUCUGUCCAAUAAACUGCAGUUUCUUGAGUGGUCUCACUAUCCUUUCUCCUAUUUACCAUCAAGUUUUCAACCGAAUUCACUUGUUGAAUUGAUCUUGCCACAUGACAACAUCAAACAACUAUGGAAAGGCACAAAGUAUCUGCCAAAUCUAAGAGCUUUGGAUCUCAGAGACUGCAAGAAUCUUAUUAAGAUUCCAGACUUUACAGGGCUUCCAAAUCUUGAGUGGAUAAUUCUUGACAGAUGCACAAAACUUGUCUGCAUCCAUCCAUCAGUUGGACUUCUAAGAAAGCUUGCUCUUUUGAGUUUGCAAAACUGCAUAAAUUUAGUGAGUCUACCAAGCAAUAUAUUGGGUCUGAAUUCUCUUGAAUAUCUGAAUAUCUCUGGCUGUUCAAGAGUAUUUAGUAACCACCUUUUAGAUAAACCCAUACAUGACCAUUCAAAGAUUCUUGAUAUCAGGGAAAAUUCCAUGCAAUCCCAAUCUACAUCCUCUUCCAUCAUAAAGAAACUCAUUGUUCCUUUCAAUUUCUCGUACUACAGAGGGUUUAGAAAUUCACGUGGCUGUUUGUUGCAUUCCUUGCAUAACUUCUUCUGUAUGCAUGACCUUAAUAUAAGUUUCUGCAAUCUAGCACAAAUCCCUGAUGCUAUUGGAUCCAUGCAUUCCCUAGAAACCUUAAAUUUGGGGGGAAACCACUUUGUUACCCUCCCUUCGAGCAUCAACAAGCUUUCCAAACUCGUACAUUUAAACUUGGAGCAUUGCAAGCAAUUAAGAUUUUUCCCUGAGAUGCCAUCACCUACUGCUUUGCCUGUCACAAGAGAAACCUACAGUUUUGGUCGUUAUGAAAGGGGAUUACUUAUUUUCAACUGUCCUAAAAUAGUUGAUAUUGAAGGUUGUCAGAGAAUGACUUUUGCAUGGUUCUUACAAAUCCUUCGGUUGAGCAAAGAAUCGCGUACCCCUAUUAAUUUGAUUGAUAUUGUUCUUCCUGGUAAUCAGAUUCCGAGAUGGUUCAAUCAGAGUCUUGGUACUUCAAUUAGCUUAGACCCAUCUCCCAUUAUGCAUGACAAUAACUGGAUGGGCAUUGCGUUCAGCUUGGUGUUUGUGGCAUAUGAAAACCAGUCUAAUUUGGAUCUCGAUUUAGGAUCCUAUGUAGGCAUUGGUUUUCACACGAACCCCUUUUUUUCCUCUAUCGAAAUGCCAGUACUUCUUACAGAUUUGGUCACCGUCGGAAUGCAUCACUUGUGGCUACUCUUCUUGACCAGGGAAGAAUUUUUUUCUUAUUUUCAAAUAGAAGGAACGCUUUAUGUUAACGGCAUGGAAAUGCAUACCACCGCCGGUGAUUCUCAAGGUUUGCACAUUGAGGUGAUCAGUUGCGGAUAUCAAUGGGUGUUUGAGAAGGAUCUGGAUAACCUAAACCCCACAAAAAUUAGGAAAGAACACAUCAACACUCAUUUUGGCGAUGAAGGAAAUUCAAUCCUUUCUUUAGUAGAUGGACACUAGUCAUGGUGGUUUCCAUUUAUCUCUAUAAUCAUGAGAUGAAACGUUCAUAGUAUUGACAGGAGAGGUGAUGACCCUGAUGUAAAAUGUUGGAUUCUUUGAUGUUUUUCUUAAGGUGUCUGUAUGGGUAAUGUUGUAUGACUUAUAAGAAUGAAUGCUAAUAAAAAUAUUUUAAAUUAUUUGAGGUAGCAAAUAAA